UUCAACAGCUAGCAACCCUGAGCUAAUCUGCCUGUCGCUGGACAAACCCCCGGGGCUGCGUGUUCUCGACGCCGAAAGACGUGCAUGGACUGCUAACCACAAGGGAAAAACAUGUAUUCGUUUCGUAUAUAUUUCAAGUGGAUUUCCUCCAUAGUCCCUGUUUCUUUUUAAGGCUCAGGGGACGCUGGUGUUUUUUUUUUGGUUCGGUUUGUCGCAUUGCUGCUAUCGAGUAGCUAACUAGCAUUCUUGCUAACACCCAGACGGAAAAAGCAGGAAGGAAGGAGAUCUCCCGACGACGCUUGGCCUAUAAAAGGUUGCUCUACAAACAAACGACGAUUCUUGUGAAAACACGAACAGGAUAUUUAUUCUGACUUAAGGGCUAAGAUGGCCCCUGACUCUCCUGCUCGCUCCAACUCCAGAUCCAAGUCCAGGUCCAGAUCUUUGUCUAGAUCUCACUCGAGAAGCCGCUCUCGAUCAAGAUCCAGAAAACGGCGCUACAGUUCAAGGUCCCGUUCCCGCUCUCGCUCACGUACUCCUGCAGCUUACCGAAAUUAUCCCUCUCGGGAUUAUCAGAACAACCGAGGUGGGUUCAGGGGCUACAACCGCGGCUAUCGAAGGCCUUACCACUACCGAGGCCGAAACCGAGGCUAUUACGCUCGUGGUCACUACCAGAACAGAGGAGGCGGCUACGGCUACAAGUCCAACUGGCAAGGAGGCGGCGGCGGUGGCGGCGGAAGCUGGCAUGACCGCAAACACGAGCAGGACCACCGCUCCCACAGCCCCAGGAGGGGGAGGUCACGCUCCCACACGCCCAAUAAACGAUCGGGCAGCCGCUCCCACUCCCGUCACUCCGACCAGUCGUCAUCGGAGCACUCUCACCGCUCCAGGAGCUCCAGCACUUCCAGGUCGCGCUCCUCCACCCCUCGCCAUCGCAACAAGGGCAAGCCCAGCUCUAAGAUCACAAAGGAAAAGCAACCAGAGAGCCAAGUGGAGAAGCCGGGCCCGGCGGGAGACGGCAGCGUUAUCGAGAAGACAUCAGGUGGUAAAUGGAUCGACUAUGACACAAGCCCCAAACAAGGUUGCUCUGAGACCUCUCAGAAAGAAGACGUGACUGCUGCGGUGACCGCCAGUCCCGCCAAGUCGGGACAAACUGCCUCUUUUGGGGGCUUUGGCUUCUUCUCCAAGGAGGAUUCCAAAAGUGGAGAUAAGACGGUGAUCUCUGCUGCCUUCAAAAAGUUCCUGGCUGAAAACAAAAGCAAAAAGCAGGCUGCCGAAAAGGACGAUGGCCACGAUGUCAUCAAGAGCAGCGCAGACCGAGAGCAAGAGAAGGCCGCCAAGUCCGGAGACAUCUUCAGCAUCUCUGUGUCUGCUUUCGGUGACUCCAAGGAAGACAACACCAUGCCGUUCUUCGACGACGAAGAGGAGGAGUUCCUCAAAUCUCACGGGUUGAAAGAGAAGGAGGAAGACGGCGGGGGCAAGUCCAGCGUCACCGCUCGGGAUAUAUUCGGGAAAUGGGGUGACGAGCCGAGCUAUUCCACCUCCUACCCGUCGGGGAAGGAGAAAAGCCGCAGAGACGACGAUGCCGAUAACUUGGACAUGGAGGAGGAGAUGUACCGCAGCCGCAAGCACAGCAAGAAAGAGGAGAAAGCCAAGAAGAAGGAGAAGAAAGAUAAGGAGAAGACCAAAAGGAGUCCGUCCCCGUCUACGACUUCCAAAGGCAAGGACAGGCCGCUUUUCCCUGGCGCCUUCCCUCGCCGCGAGGAGUCUCCCGCACAACGUCUGUCUUCAUCCAGAGAGGAUUUUGAACUAAAAGUUGCUUCUUUAGAGGAAAUGCCAAGCUCCUCCCUGUCUAAGAAUCGCUUCAUGUCCAGAGACCUGGUGAAUCCCUCUAAGAAAGAUCCGGAGUUCCGUUCGAUCUUUCAGCAUAUUCAGUCUGCUCAGCUUCGCAGCAGCCCCCCAGAGCUGUUUGCUCAGCACAUAGUUUCCAUUGUGCAUUACAUCAAAGCUCAGCACUUCACCUCUACAGACAUGACGUUAAGCGAACGCUUCGCCAUGUACCAAAGGAAAGCUGCAGAGAUAGAAAUGAUGAAGCCAAGGAAGAGCCCAGAAAUCCAUAGGAGAAUUGAUGUUUCCCCCAGUGCCUUUAAGCGGCACUCUCACCUGUUUGAGGAUAUGGACGAGACAAGCUUCAAGGAUUCAACAAAAAAGUUCAAAGGGGACCCGAUGGACCUUCGCCUGGAUAUUGAAAGGCGUAAGAGGUUCGCGGGGAAGGACUACAGACGCGAGGGAGGCAGGAGCCCCGGGGGCUCCCGAGGGCCGAGCAGAGAGAGGUCCUCUGAAAAAUCUGGAAAGCACCACAAGAAGUCCAAGAAGGGAAAGAAGAAGCGGGAUCGCUCUCCGUCGUCCUCUUCCUCCUCGUCCUCUCCAUCCCCGUACCCGUCCGCGCCUUACAGGGGGAAAGAGUACAUGGGAGAUGGAGUGGAGCACUUUGAGGAGGGAUACGGUCACCCGCGUUAUCCCCCACGGGACUACGGUGGCCCCGGGGACAGGGGACCCCCUCGGGAUUUUGAGGGCGCACACAUGGAAAGAGGCAGAGGCCGCGGCUUUUUCCCCAGAGUGAGAGGACGGGGAUGGAACAGGGGCAAUUAUCCCGGCAACAACAGCAAUGGCAACCCUGUCAACAUGAACCCUCAGGGGCGCCCUCCGGAGGAGGAAUGGGAUCCCGAGUACACACCCAAGAGCAGGAAGUACUACUUGGUGAGUCUUACCGAAGGAUGCCAUGGGCACGAUGACAGAGAUGGGGAGAAAAACUGGGUGGACAACCGCGGGCGGGGCAGAGGGUCCUUCCCGACCCGCCGCGGACGCUUCGUCUAUCGCAAGGGAGGCACCAGCCCCAAGUGGGCCCAUGACAUGUUCCAGGGCGGAGAGAAGGCGGCGGAGCUGGGAGACGACAUCGAGGGGCAGCCUAAAGACGGCAAGAACGCAGACGACAGCCUGAAAUCCUAAACAGCCAUUGCUAUGUGUCUCUAUGGCAACACUUGUAAAAAUGUCCCCCCCCCCUCCAUCUCUGAUGUUGUUGAAUUCUCUCUGGUGUCUAAGGCUUUUUAUGUCACAUAUUAUUAGAAGAAUGAAUGAAUGCUGCUGAGGAAAAAAAAAUAUUGAGGCAACUUUCAAUGAGGAAAGAAACAUUUGUGCCUUUAAAGGAAAAAAAAAACAGCUGAAGGAGCCCUUUUAUUUUUAUUUUUCGCUCAUUUUCCUCUCUUCAUUGGUGUUCGGAGCCGUGACGAUGUCUUGUUGUUGAAAAGGUGCAUGACAUGUUGGAUUAAUGCUUCUCCCCAAGGGACCAAUCACUGCCCUCCAAAAUUCAUUUGUAUUAUUUUUAGCGUCACAUGUGAUUCUUAUGGGCUACAUACAUGUUUGUGUGUUUUCAGUUAAAAAAAAAAGGAUCCACUCCAAAAAGUACGGUAAUUGCUCUGCUUUAGUCACAUGGAUAUAGGGUAGCAAUAUAGGUUUACAUGAUCAUUUUAGCUAAGUGGAUGCCUUUUAUGUUAAUUAGGAGUUUUAAUUACACAUGAACUCUAAAAAAAAAUUGUAGUAUGUUGGGGACAAGCUACAAGUGUGGGGGUUUGUUUUUUUUUUUGUUACUGUAAUUCUACAAUUUAACCACACUUCUUUAAAAAAAAGAUCUUUCAACAGGAUGUUUUAAGAGUUAGUUUAUCAUUGAGUACGUUCUGCAUGUACACAACUGAUUUUUUUUCUGAUGAAUAGCAAACAGGACGUUUAUACUGUGGAAGAGCUUUCAUGUUUGUCUUUUAAUUUUCAAUAAAUGUUUUUUUUUCUUUUGA
This is a messenger RNA of Doryrhamphus excisus (bluestripe pipefish), 3845 nucleotides long. NCBI's taxonomy places the organism in Eukaryota, Metazoa, Chordata, Actinopteri, Syngnathiformes, Syngnathidae. The record is from RefSeq and is a predicted model, not a curated record.